GCCACAGACCUGCUGCUUUUUCAUCAGGACAGAAACCAACAUAUCUGUCAGGACUUUCACACAACAUACUGUGGACAUGGAAGACAGUGAUAUGGAUCCAGAAGCGGCGUAUGAACCGUCUGAGAUGUUCGAGAAUGAAGAGGCCAAGAGCGGGGUCUCCACACAGGAGGAUGAAGAAGACCCUGAUAUGAAGGUCGAUGAGGAGCCUUAUGAGAUCCAGCCUCAAGAGGAGGAUGAGGAGGAGGAAGAGGAGGAGGAGGAGGGAAGUGAAAAGCAGAUCCUUCCUCAGAGGGUGAUCAACCUGAACAGAGAUUUGACGACGUUAGUGACCAACAUCCAAACUGCAGCUGACGCCAAAGAGUCGCUGCGACGGGCAGAGCUGGAGGAAGCUCGCAGACUAAGAUUGGAGCGACUUGAGAAGGACUUGAAAUCCAGCCAGGAAAUAUUCGAGGAGAUCACAAGAGGGUGGUCUUUAUCUACGCAGAAAGCGAUCCCUCAGGAGCUUCACGAGGCCCUGAACAACCAGCAGCAGUUAUGUGAUGCUCUCAUAGAAGACAAGAAAAAACUCAUAAAUGACCUGCAACAGUCAGUCAGCCCCCCCCCUCCAUAA
Messenger RNA from Notothenia coriiceps (black rockcod), 610 nucleotides. RefSeq names its product dynein regulatory complex protein 1-like. Bases 77 to 610 code for a protein of 177 amino acids. Lineage: Eukaryota; Metazoa; Chordata; Actinopteri; Perciformes; Nototheniidae. Gene Ontology annotation, biological process: regulation of cilium movement; cilium-dependent cell motility; axonemal dynein complex assembly. The transcript is spliced from 5 exons. Gene Ontology annotation, cellular component: axoneme; axonemal dynein complex. The record is from RefSeq and is a predicted model, not a curated record.